AUGUCUACUCCCCGAAGAACCGGCGUUUCACUUCUGGAUGAGUCGCCUCCGUGGAGGGUGACCCAUGCGCAUCGGACACUGCCUCCUGACCAGACCUGGAGACGGACAAAUCGCUUGCGGGAGGAUGCAAUCGUCAUUCUCGAAGAGAGCACUCAAAGCCAACUACUUACUGAAAUCAUAGCAGAAGCCGAAGCAGCAAGAAGACGCCAGCGUGAGGCUGGAGAGUACGACGACACCGAGGAAGAAGACGAAGAUGAGGAGGAGGAGGAGGAGGAGGAGGAGGAGGAGGAGGAGGAGGAGGACGGAGAGGAAGAAGGCGAUGAAGAUGAAGAAGAGGAAGCUGAUGUUCCAGAGGAGGACGAGGGUGAAGGUGUAGAGGACGAGGGUGAAGGUGCAGAGGACGAGGAGGAGGCCCAUGAUGAAGAGGAACCUCCUUUUGAUGCCUCAGCCGUCGGCCUCAAGGAAAUCAGCAACCUCGCCAGCUUCACCGUGAGCAGCUACAAGCCAGGGUGCGGCGUGAAGGAGCUCCGCGAUGACGAUGUGAACCAGUUUUGGCAGUCCGACGGUCCUCAACCGCACCGCCUAAACAUUCAUUUCAUCAAGCGUGUGGAGAUACGUGCGCUGCGGCUCUUCCUGGAUUACGAACUAGAUGAGAGCUACACGCCUACCAAGAUCCAGAUCACGGCCGGCACAGGCCCCAACCUCACCAUACCCUUCACCACGAUGGAGCUCAGUGCGCCCAAGGGCUGGAUCGAUAUCCCGAUUGCCGGUGCGGGCGGUGGUCCAGACGGCAACUCGCUCUGCUGCUGGUUCGUCCGUGUCAUGAUCCUCGAGAACCACCAGAACGGCAAGGACACGCAUUUGCGCGGGAUCAAGGUCUAUGCGCUGGACGACACGGCUGAUACGGCGGAGAAUAACCCGGUGGACGACAUGGUCGAGGCCAUUGAAGACUACCGCGACAGGAUGACCCGGAUAAAUCUCCAUGAUCACGACGAGCAGGCGGCCAUGCGACUCGAGGCCAAGGCUCGUCGUCGUAAGGCUGCCACCAAGAAGCAUGCUCCCGGAGAUGGAGGACUGAGCAUACCCGACUUCAUGCGAGAAGCGGAGAUCCGUUGA
This is a messenger RNA of Anthostomella pinea, 1116 nucleotides long. The record is from the annotation of a GenBank genome assembly. Lineage: Eukaryota; Fungi; Ascomycota; Sordariomycetes; Xylariales; Xylariaceae.